CUUCUUCAUUUCGAGUAAACUUCAAAAUGAUAACUUGGAAUAUGUCAAAAUGGAUGUGUCUGGACAAAAGUGAAAAAAGUUUCUGGUUGAUUCAAUAUUUAUCUAAAAUAUUGGGGUCCAAAUCUAAUUGACACCCAGAAGUUGUGAAAUUUUAUUACAAGUGCAUGCAAUAAAAAAAUAUCCCUUGCCAUUUUCAAUAAUGUCUAUAUAAGUUCUACACAGCUUACAUCUGAUGAGUACAAAAACUGAUAAAAUCAUCGGCCAUGGCUACCGACGGAGGUGAGAAGUCAACGACGAACCCAGCCCUUGAACCGGAUCGCGAUUCACCGGUCCAACCGGGUCUUGAAUUGGCCCAAUUCGCCGCCGGAUGUUUCUGGGGCGUGGAAUUGGCCUUCCAGAGACUCGAAGGCGUGGUGAAGACAGAGGUGGGUUAUUCUCAGGGCCACGUUCACAACCCGAAUUAUAAACUGGUCUGCACCGGAACCACCAACCAUGCUGAAGUUGUUCGAAUCCAUUUCCACCCGAAUGUCUGCCCGUAUACUAACUUGCUCUCCCUUUUCUGGUCUCGCCAUAACCCGACCACUCUCAAUCGCCAGGGUGGUGAUGUUGGUACACAAUAUCGGUCUGGUAUUUACUACUAUAAUGAGACCCAGGCUCAAUUGGCACGAGAGUCACUGGAAGAAAAGCAGAAGGACUAUAAAGAUACAAAGAUUGUGACUGAGAUUCUUCCUGCAAAGACAUUUUAUAGGGCUGAAGAGUACCACCAGCAGUAUUUGGAGAAAGGUGGAGGCAGAGGUAAUAAACAGUCUGCCGCGAAAGGUUGCAAUGACCCAAUCCGUUGCUAUGGUUGAUGAUACUGCAGUUCGUAUACGCUUUAUGGUGGUUCAAUAAAUGCUCGAAGUGAUACAGUUUGCAAAGUGUCCUAUGAUAUUAUCAAACUUUUGAAAGUGUAUUUUAACUCCUCAAUCUUCAGUUUUAUCCUAUCACCACCAUAUUGUCUUAUUAACUAUGAGAACAUCAUAUGAUAAAUGAGAGUAUGACCUGUUUAAAGAUGUCUUUUUGGUCGGAGAAUGAGAUUAAUGAAUUUUGGUUAGUAUUGGUAUGAAAACUUACCUGCUGUGGUGGUAUGCACCAAAGAAACUGUGCUUUCUAGAUGUCCUGAAUUUCGUUAAUGUUUGAAGAAUGGAUUUUGGAUGUAGAAAUAUCUUUCAUCUUGGAAGUAUCAAAUUCUUUCUUCUUGUUCUUACAUUGAGGAAAGAAGCAAGAAUACUCGAGGUUUGGGUGUGUGUUUCAGAUAAGAAAUGGAAGGUGUGGUUUGAGAGUUUUUCCAUUCUCUGAUACUGGGGUAUUGUCUACUGCAGUGUCCAAAUCAAGUGCUAUACUUGGAAUUGUUUGGUUUCUGGAAAUGGUAUUUUGCCUGAUGCGUCUAAUGUCCUUGUGGAAAUUAUACCAACUCCUGGUUUUUCCAUUUUAAAGUCUGCUCUACUUAAUUUGAACUGCAACAUACGAAGUUAGCACGCUAAAAGGCAGCAGGAAACAGAAAUGUUCUCUAUGUCUUUCAGUUCAAUGAAAAAUGGAAACACAGAAAACAGGACAUAUGCUUUAUUUACUAAUCAAAUCCAUUAAUCUACAGAUUUGACAUCAAUAACAUCACAUCAGUGUGAAGUUGUGUGAAAUUGAACUGAAAGCAUUGAACAUUAAAAGAGUUGACGAGAACUGCAACUCAGACAUCAAAGGGACACAAAUCUUCAGUUAAGGCAGCAGAGAAGCAAGGCUGCUUGUUCAGAGUUCAUCCUUAGUCUCGGAAGCACCGAUUGGAUUGCUGGAGGAGUUCUUGACUGGAUAAGAGGGUUCAAUGGCUAUACCACAAAGUCCCUCCUUAUCAUCGAUUCCACGCUCCAUUCUUAUGUAUCCUUUCUCUCCCCAUUCAGUUCCCCAAGAGUUCCUGACAAUCCAGUAUUUGGUUCCAUCUUGGGUUGUUCCAUAGCCUACGAUUGCGACACCAUGAUCCAGUUCUUUGCCACAUUCUCCGGUAAACACUCCCU
Molecule: messenger RNA, 2045 nt
Organism: Oldenlandia corymbosa var. corymbosa
Lineage: Eukaryota; Viridiplantae; Streptophyta; Magnoliopsida; Gentianales; Rubiaceae
Source: the annotation of a GenBank genome assembly